Messenger RNA from Arctia plantaginis, 723 nucleotides. Lineage: Eukaryota; Metazoa; Arthropoda; Insecta; Lepidoptera; Erebidae. The record is from the annotation of a GenBank genome assembly.
AUGAUCUCGGUUUUACUACUGCUUUCGUGUACCAUCGUUAUUGUGCUAUCUACGCAACCAGUUGUAAGCUUACAUCUAUGUAAGACUGAUAAUGAUGUUUGUGUAACGAAUGCUGUAAAAGCGGCAUAUCCCUUGAUACUCGAACCUAAUGAAAACAUCGGUGCUAAAGACAUGGACCCCUUAUAUCAAGAAAUUAUUGAAGGCAACUUAUCUACAUUGAAGUUUAAGUUCUUAAAUAAUACAGUCAUUGGAUUCAAAACAUGUGAAGUCCAAACCGCAAAAUUCGUAGAUAAUAAUGAAGAUAUUUUACGUAUCGAUCUUCUCUGUCCAAAAUUUAAAUUACAUGGUCUCUACGUAAUCAAAGGUCAACUAAUUACAAUUCCUAUAGAAGGAAACGGCAACUACGUACUGGAUACAAAAAAGUACAGUAUAACUGUGGAUUUAGAGUUAAAAACAAUUACCAAGCAUGGCAAGAGCUAUAAAAGUGUCAAGGGUUUCAAGACUAAGGCAGAAGCGUUAGAAAAAGUUACAUAUGACUUAAGAAACUUGUUCAAUGGACGACAAGAUUUAGCUGAAGUCGUCCUUAAAUUCGCAAACGAGCACUGGAAGGAAGUUGCCAAUGAUGUCCAAUAUCCGGUGUUGACAGCAGAUAUAAAAAAAAUUGUAAAGAACGCUAACGCAUACUUGAAGACUAUACCUAUUGAUGAAUAUAUGGUCCAAUAA